Molecule: messenger RNA, 419 nt
Organism: Acanthoscelides obtectus
Lineage: Eukaryota; Metazoa; Arthropoda; Insecta; Coleoptera; Chrysomelidae
Source: the annotation of a GenBank genome assembly
CUGACGUCGGCAGUUUGUUGACUUUUUGUCAUGUUAUCCUACUAUAAAAAUGUCUAAAAUUGGAUCGGUGAAAAUGGGGUUUUUCGAAUUUGUGGCGAUUUUUUUAACAAGAAGUUAUUAUUUUGACGAAGGAACUGAAAAGAACUUAGGAAAAUUCAAAUAUACUAUGUAUUCCCAACCAUGCGAGAACGGAGAAUGGUUAGCAGAACUGGGAAUAGCCUCAGCCACUUUUGGGUAUACGAAGUUCGACACUGUUAGGAUGGGAGACCGAAGUCAGGCCAUCCAUCGAUACAUACCGGAUCAGCGCUAGGACGCUUUUUGUUCGUAAAGAUAUAGUUUCUUCCAAGGAGAACAUGUCUACAUGCGAUCAACACCGGUUCGAAAACUGAGAAAAAAACAACUAUCCAAGGAAAGGUGGA